This is a messenger RNA of Lymnaea stagnalis (great pond snail), 24140 nucleotides long. The record is from the annotation of a GenBank genome assembly. Lineage: Eukaryota; Metazoa; Mollusca; Gastropoda; Lymnaeidae.
CCAGACCAGUCUCGUUUGGUCGUCUCGUAAUUUAUCACAGUCACAACAUACUGUAAUCUCAGACCCGUCCGCCGAACGACCGCGGCUUCACAGAACUAUAAAUACUGAAAGCUUGUUUUUUUUUAACCAAACAAUCACGGACGGGUCUUCUCCGAGUAAUUGUCACUUGACAUACUCGAAAUUCAAGGUGCCCUUUCUUGGUGUUGUGUGUUAAAGACAUCAACAACUGCAGUGCUCCAUUGUUUCCAUGUGUUGAUGUUUCCUGUGGUCAGUGAAGGUUGAUUUCAGUUUUAAGCAUCAACAAAUGCGCAUUCUGUCCAGGUAUUUACACACAGUGAACUUCGUUAACGCUGGCGUGUUCCUAGUGUGUACAGAAUCACACAUCAUCUCUUGAACACGGACGCUUAUGUGUUUCUUUUCAUCACUGGUAUUUUCGAAAAUAGCUUUGGUCCAGCAGUGCAGUUGAAGCAGGUCCGUAAUAGCAGCAGGAGUUUACAGUUUUGCCAUCAAGUUUCACAGCCAGAUUUGUAUACUUGAAGUUUCUUUUUUUUUUUCUUUCUUUUUUUCUUUCUCUCUUCUUCCUGGCUGAAAGCUCCUGUGAACGUCUGAGGGGGAGAGGCUCGGCUGAGAUUUGAACCAGGCGACGAGCAGAGGUCUGACUCACGGUGAUCCGAAAGUGUGUGCGCUGAGCAAAGUGGGGGAGAGAAAAACGAUCAACAACACAACGACGGGGAACUACUUUGGAGAGUGGUUUUGUUGUUAUUUGCUGUUUCUUUUUUCGCCCUGUGUGAGCAGACGUGUUUGAAACGAGUGUGUAGACCGGCGAGAAGGUAAACAACACACAGCACAGAAAGGCGGAGUGACCGAGGCGAAGAUGAGGGAGAUUGUCCACGUGCAAGCUGGUCAGUGUGGGAAUCAGAUCGGCUCCAAAGUGAGUACUGACCUGUUCGUAUUUUUAGCGAUGUUGAAAAGUGGUCUAGUAGUGGUCUAGUCUUAAACAUUAAAAGAAUGCAGUCAGGCGUAUCUAAAUAAUUAUGAUCUGGUCGUUGACUACUUGAUGGUGGAUGGUAUUGAUGGCUCUAGUGAGGCAGAGAGAGUCCACUGGUCACUCACUCAACGGUAAAAAAGUUUAAGUUUGUAUAUGUUGAGGAAAAGUGUGUGUGUGUGGGGGGGGGGGGGUAAGAAGCAGACUUGUCAGUUUAAAAAAAUCCCUCCCCAAAUUUACUUAAGGCAUACUUCCAAAAAUGUAAAAAAGACCUACUCCCCCAAAUGUGCAUAAUACUUACUUCCCCAAAUUUACAUAAGACCUACUUAACGAUAAAACAAAUCUAUUUCACGUGUCUAGAUAAGGUAAGGUUGGACGUACAAAAACUGUGCAUACACUAUACCCUCUGAGUUUAAAACAGUGCAUUGGACUUGGACAUCUCUCUUUGUUCAUCAAGUACAUCGACACACAAUAAAUAUAAGAGAGCUGCACAGAGAUUCUAUCGUUUAUAAAAGUUUUGGACGAAGAUGCUAACGGUUUUUAGCUUUGAAGAAAUUCUUCAACUCUUAUCUUCCAAUCUCCCCACCCUACUAUCUUUAUUUACACCCCCCCCCCUGUGUCAGCGUUGUAUUGUGAAUACUUUCCUAGACUACCACUUACUGUGGAGGGUGACGAAAGCAGAAAUGUAUCCACGUAGACCCCACACAGCAGUUACGUCACGUGGCUGUGCUGUCCUCUGUGCUGUCCGCAGCACUAUGUUCACUUUUUGGACAUUUGACCUACAAGGUGUAGCAGAGUAGGGUACCGUGCUUUAAAUGAUACGGCACACACCACAACACCCCUUUAAUCUAAUUUAAUAAUGAUUUGAUUUGACACAGUACAUCACUGACACAGCACAUCACUGACACAGAACAUCACUGACACAGAACAUCACUGACACAGCACAUCACUGACACAGAACAUCACUGACACAGAACAUCACUGACACAGCACAUCACUGACACAGAACAUCACUGACACAGCACAUCACUGACACAGCACAUCACUGACACAGCACAUCACUGACACAGCACAUCACUGACACAGCACAUCACUGACACAGCACAUCACUGACACAGCACAUCACUGACACAGCACAUCACUGACACAGCACAUCACUGACACAGCACAUCACUGACACAGCACAUCACUGACACAGCACAUCACUGACACAGCACAUCACUGACACAGCACAUCACUGACACAGCACAUCACUGACACAGCACAUCACUGACACAGCACAUCACUGACACAGCACAUCACUGACACAGCACAUCACUGACACAGCACAUCACUGACACAGCACAUCACUGACACAGCACAUCACUGACACAGCACAUCACUGACACAGCACAUCACUGACACAGCACAUCACUGACACAGCACAUCACUGACACAGCACAUCACUGACACAGCACAUCACUGACACAGCACAUCACUGACACAGCACAUCACUGACACAGCACAUCACUGACACAGCACAUCACUGACACAGCACAUCACUGACACAGCACAUCACUGACACAGCACAUCACUGACACAGCACAUCACUGACACAGCACAUCACUGACACAGCACAUCACUGACACAGCACAUCACUGACACAGCACAUCACUGACACAGCACAUCACUGACACAGCACAUCACUGACACAGCACAUCACUGACACAGCACAUCACUGACACAGCACAUCACUGACACAGCACAUCACUGACACAGCACAUCACUGACACAGCACAUCACUGACACAGCACAUCACUGACACAGCACAUCACUGACACAGCACAUCACUGACACAGCACAUCACUGACACAGCACAUCACUGACACAGCACAUCACUGACACAGCACAUCACUGACACAGCACAUCACUGACACAGAACAUCACUGACACAGCACAUCACUGACACAGAACAUCACUGACACAGAACAUCACUGACACAGCACAUCACUGACACAGAACAUCACUGACACAGCACAUCACUGACACAGCACACCACUGAUACAGCACAUCACUGACACAGCACAUCACUGACACAGAACAUCACUGACACAGAACAUCACUGACACAGAACAUCACUGACACAGAACAUCACUGAUACAGCACAUCACUGACACAGCACAUCACUGAUACAGAACAUCACUGACACAGAACAUCACUGACACAGAACAUCACUGACACAGCACAUCACUGACACAGAACAUCACUGACACAGCACAUCACUGACACAGCACAUCACUGACACAGCACAUCACUGACACAGCACAUCACUGACACAGCACAUCACUGACACAGCACAUCACUGACACAGCACAUCACUGACACAGAACAUCAAUGACACAGAACAUACCUGAUACAUCACAUCACUGACACAGCAGACACAGAACAUCAGCGACACAGCACAUCACUGACACAGAACAUCAGCGACACAGCACAUCACUGACACAGAACAUCACUGCACAGCUGAUUGUGGUGUGCCACUAAAGCCCGGGAUGGGUCUAAGUGUGACGCUAAAAUCUGGGGUCUUGGUGUGCCGCAAAGAAAAAUAGGGAUCGGGGCACUGUCCCAGGCACCCACCGGGGCCAAUCCUCGUUGGAUUACUGGUCAGCAAUUUAUAUUUAUAAAUACACUAGACAUAAAUAUUUUGGCCGUCAUGUAAGGAUUGCUAUACGCUUGACGUUGUGCCACUUAAAAAAUAUACUAAAUUCUACCAAUUGUGUUGGAAUGUUCUGAGAUGCUCAAGGGCGUAUCAGCAACAAACAAGUGGUGACACUACGGUCCUAUGACAGUAGUUUUUAUUGCCGGUGAGUUUCUUUGAGCCUACUCUAAAACAAGUCCUGUGGGCUGCGUCCCAGGGAAGAGCAGAAGCGUUUGACCGGAAAAGGCAAACAAGCAAACAGAGAUGUGCCUCUCAAACUUGUCAUGCUACUCAGUGCUAAAUGAAAAAAAAAAGUUUACGUUAGAGGGCAUUACAAAGACUGUUCAAACCAUUAGAUGCGGCACUACAAAGACUGGUCAAGACAUUGUAUGGCAUUGCAACGACUGGUCAAGACAUUAUAUGGCAUUGCAACAACUGGUCAAGAAUGGGUGCUGGGUGGCCGUGUGGUCUAAACUGAGCAAAUCUCAAGUAGGUGGUCUGGAGUUCAAUUCCAGCUAGAGCAAAAACACCACCAGCACCCCGGGUAGAUGGGACUCGGAUGGGACUCGUUAACCUUGGACGGGGACUCGCUAACCUUGGACGGCAACUCAUCUAAGAGAAGGAAACUCUGAAAUCAAACCCGGAGAUGGAGUCCCGAAAGGCGGACAACAUUGGUACAAUGAAACAUUCCGACAACUCCUGCGACGUCACUGGUGCCAAGCUGUAUCAUCCAAUGAUGUUCCCUUGGGUUACCCAGCGGCGUGGAGAGAGGCGAUUUGCUGUUGGGAACCAGCUUAUAAUCCUUCAAGUAUAAUAAUCCCAGGCUAUGUGGAUUUCGUCCUACGAAGCCCACUCCAUCGUCACAUUGUGACGGACGGAUGCCAGCAAAAAAAAGCAACAACUGGUCAAGACAACAGAUGGUAUUACAAAGACUAUUCAAACCAUUAGAUACAAAGACUGGUCAAGACACUAGAUGUCAUUACAAAGACUGGUCAAGACUUUAGAUGUCAUUACAAAGACUGGUCAAGACAUUAGAUGUCAUUACAAACACAAGACAUUAGAUACACUCAAAUGUCAAAUCUUCCAAAUAACUACGGGAGGAGGAGGGUGGGGUUGGCGUACAUGCACCCUCUUCCCACAUUCGCUUGAACCCAACAAAUGAAAAUGUAUAUUAUGACUAAACAUAAUCUAUGUCAGAAACUAGCGCCUCAUUGCAAUGGCCAUUGUCAUGGCACCAGUGUAGGCCUAUCUAAUGGCUAGCCACGAAUUAGGUCGCCCUACUCAAGUCAAUGACUCUCAACAAUCACUUGCCUCCCCUUUGUUUUGCAUUGAAAUUGAUGUCACCAAGUUGAUGUGCUCUGUAACUCCUUACCCACCUCUUUCUUGAUUGGGAAACGUUUGUUUACGUUAAAAUGCAUUCUGUGUUAUGUGUGAUUUGUGUGUGUGUAAAUUAUUUGUAUUUUUCGAGGUAUGUACAUUUUCAGUUGCUGUAAUGUACGUUGAUACGUUUUCUUUCUCUGUAUUUGAAUCUGUAUUUUUAUAGAAAGUUAAUUGUAUAAUCAAAUAUUGAAUAUUAUUAGUAUCAAUUGUCAACAGCUUUGGGAGAGUUUUUCUUGGUAUGCUGGUUUGCAGUCCUUUGUUACAUAUUGCUCAUUCUACGUAUUGUUCAUUCUACGUAUUGUUCAUUCUACGUAUUGUUCAUUCUACGUAUUGUUCAUUCUACGUAUUGUUCAUUCUACGUAUUGUUCAUUCUACGUAUUGUUCAUUCUACGUAUUGUUCAUUCUACGUAUUGUUCAUUCUACGUAUUGUUCAUUCUACGUAUUGUUCAUUCUACGUAUUGUUCAUUCUACGUAUUGUUCAUUCUACGUAUUGUUCAUUCUACGUAUUGUUCAUUCUACGUAUUGUUCAUUCUACGUAUUGUUCAUUCUACAGUACGUAGCAAUACAUUCACCCUAACUUCCAAACCUACCCAAAGUUACCCACACUUUGUAUGAAAGGCAAUUUGUUCGAACACAAGUGUGUUCGAAAUUAAUUGUGUGCCACGAAGUAAUUUUCUUUAAAUUUCUAAAUGUUUAAAGGCAGUUGCCAAUGAGAAAUGCAUACAAUGUAAACAUUUAAAUAAUUUUAAUUUUUGUAUUUUUGGUUACAUUUCUUCUGUUGGAACAACAUUCCUUCAUACAUAUUGGUUUAAUACACAUUGGUUUCGUACACAUUGGUUUCUUACACAUUGGUUUCUUACACAUUGGUUUCUUACACAUUGGUUUCUUACACAUUGGUUUCUUACACAUCGGUUUCAUACACAUCGGUUUCGUACACAUCGGUUUCGUACACAUUGGUUUAGUACACAUUGGUUUCGUACACAUUGGUUUCGUACACGUUGGUUUCUUACACGUUGGUUUCUUACACAUUGGUUUCUUACACAUUGGUUUCUUACACAUUGGUUUCUUACACAUUGGUUUCGUACACAUUGGUUUCGUACACAUUGGUUUCGUACACAUUGGUUUCGUACACAUUGGUUUCGUACACAUUGGUUUCGUACACAUUGGUUUCAUACACAUUGGUUUCGUAAACAUUGGUUUCGUACACAUUGGUCAUUGGUUUCGUACACAUUAAUUUGUUUUAAUUUCCGAAUACGGUAUUUUCUGUGACAUUGUUUACGUCUAGGUCAAGGGCAGCUGCCCAAAUGUCUAAUGAACCAGGGUGGUGAUAACAUUAACAUCGCCCAAGAAUGCAAUGAGACCAUGGCUAUAUCAGGCCCGAUCGCCAGGCCCUGUCCACAGGCCUUCCCCGUUGACGCAAACUUGUCGUGACUUUUAAAUCUCUGCACACACUACCACGGUCACGUAUUUGAUCUAAACUUUAGCAUGGCAACCACCUGGGGUCAGCUGCUACCACUUUCUUUAAGUGGCACAGUUCCUUUUCCGGGUGAUGUCAUUUUGUCAGUCUGACAAGGUCGGAAUCAAUUUUAAUUGUGAGCUGAGUGCCCUUUCAAUGAUCGACGUCACCAAGCCUGGAAAAGCUGUUUCGUUUUUGUAAUGUUAAAAUGUACAGCGGAUAAGCUGUUAUGUUGGCCGUGCUCACCAGUCUGUUGGACGCAAAGGAAGUGACGUCACCUAACUUCUAUAACAUUAUUGCCUUUAUUAACGGGGUGGGGGGGGAGAGCAAAGACAAAAUCCAAAUAACAAGUCCAGUAUAGAAAGAGAUAGACAGAUGAACUGAAGAGAUGAACUGAACAGAUGGACUGAACAGAUGGACUGAAGAGAUGGACUUAACAGAUGGCCUUAACAGAUGGACUUAACAGAUGGACUUAACAGAUGGACUUAACAGAUGGACUUAACAGAUGGACUUAACAGAUGGACUUAACAGAUGGACUUAACAGAUGGACUUAACAGAUGGACUUAACAGAUGGACUUAACAGAUGGACUUAACAGAUGGACUUAACAGAUGGACUUAACAGAUGGACUUAACAGAUGGACUUAACAGAUGGACUUAACAAUUGGAAGCCUACUUAAUUUCAGUAUUACCUGCUGGUGUGGGAAUUCAACGUCUGAUAUUAAACACCGCAUAAACGACUUAUCAAGAAAGUUCCUAGGUACAUAACACAAACUAGACAUCCUUCACUUGAAGAACUAUUGGUAGAAAGAUGUUUUUGCACAUCCCACCCUCUUCAUCACAAAUACUUAGGAUCGGGCCGUUCGGGACGAGUUCUUUCCAUCAGGGCGAGGACCGAAAGAUAUAAAAAUGCAUUUGUUCCCCAAUCUGUACGAAUUUACCGGCGUCCUCCCUCUGAAGUCACACAUCUUCAUGAGAAUUAAUAAGUCCCCAGAGUCGUUCUUAGGAGUUUGGGGCCCUAAGCAUGGUGCGUAGGUUAGGGGCCCCGGAGGGGGGGGGAGGUCCGGGGGUGGAGCUCCCUCGAGUCGAGGAGAAAACACCACCCACCACUGCGGCUCCUCCAUUCUGCCUUCAUCAAUGUUUCCCUUCCCCUGCCUCCGAAUUCAACACAGAAUGGUAAAUUUCAGGAUGAGGAAGGUAACGUGAGUGACACAGACGGCUGCAGAGUGACACAGACGGCUGCAGUGUGACACAGACGGCUGCAGUGUGACACGGACGGCUGCAGUGUGACACAGACGGCUGCAGUGUGACACGGACGGCUGCAGUGUGACACGGACGGCUGCAGUGUGACACGGACGGCUGCAGAGCCAGAUAAAAAAAAAAAAAAAAACGGGGAAUCGAGGGCGCCUCACGGGGGCCCCAUCACGUGCGUGGCCCUACGCGGAUGCGUAGUCACGCGGAUGCGUAGUCAGUGUAUGCCUAAGAACGGGCCUGAAUUCCCCGAUUUGGCUAAGAGAACUCACUGAAUGGCAGUUUGAGAUAUUUUUUAUAAAUGUCUUGUCUUCAAAUUGUUUUAUGUGCUGAAAAUGUAUAAUACAAUAAAAAAACCUUUCCGUUUAUUUUGACCAAUAAAAUAAUCUGAUCUUAUCUUAUUUACAAAACAUGCAAAAUGUAUGUUUUCUAUAUUAUUUUUUCAUGUCUUGGACAUGCUAGCUUGGGUACUUUGCUCGAAACUGCCUGAGGACCACUGGCGUGUCCUAUUAAUAUACCUGGUCAUGGUCCUCGUGCCUAUGCUGUCGAUAGUUUUCCUAGCACCGUCCAGUGACACACAGACUAAUUGUCCCACUGUCUGUCUGCCGUGUCCCCCACCUCACACCAUCUCAUACCGUCUGCCGUGUCCCCCACCUCACACCAUCCCACACGGUCUCAACGUUUCCGCGGCGUCAGCGAUAUUUAUAAAUGCCGUGACGUCAUAAAUGAAAUACUCUCAGACCUUUCACCCACCCAAGUAGUCAGUUGCUUAGAAUCGUAUGCGAUCGUGUGCACAAAUCUGAUUAGACCUAGUGUUUUAAGACUCUAUUCAUGGUUACUCAAGUCAGUCAGUUCCAUUAAAAAAAUAAUACCUUAUGCAAUUAUUAUCAAUGGGGUCAAAUUGAAAUGUGAUGUUUUAAAAUGUAAUAUAUUAACUGUAAUGAAUUGCAGAAGUUGUCCUUUGACGCUACAUGGUGACGAGAGAUGGGGAAAGGGGGUGGGGGGGUGAAGGGCUAAAACUGUCUCCACGGUCUACUGGCCUCACCAGUGUCCUUUAGCUUGACGAACGGUCUCAAUCUUACAUAAACUUCUCCCCUCCCCCUGGAACCAAUCCUGUUCUCUAAGCCUCUGGAUUGUGGCAAGUUUAUAGAAUAUAGUCAUAGAACCAAUAGGAAAAAGUAUUACGAAUGUCCAUGUUAGGAUUUAGCUGUAUCUUGCAUUUAUGUGUAUAAACCGACACCCCUCCCGCAUUUCCUGAUUCUCCGCUCCUGGUCCAACGAGGUCAAGGUCAGAAACGUAACUGCUGAGGCAGGGUAACACAUCAAGGUGUCGAUCUGGAGUUGACGUUUAUACUUGAGUUGGACAUAACACGCACAAUUGUAACACAAAACACACCACCCACACGUCACACACCACCCACACGUCACAUUUCACCUUCAUGCAGGGCCGGACUUAGACUUGCUGAGGCCCUAAACUAUAUAAGCCCCCCCCCCCAGACCCCACCACCCACUCAAUUAUAAACACACCCCCCCCCCGUCACACACCCCCCCCACGUCACAUUUCCCCUUCAUGCAGGGCCGGACUUAGACUUGCUGAGGCCCUAAACUAUAUAAGCCCCCCCCCCCCCGACACACUCACACACUGUAUUAAAUGACAUAAUCUGGUCAAAGAGAAGUUUCAAAUAUCUAUUACAUCACUCUCUUAAAUUUAUGGAAUGUAUUGUCUUUUGCCUAUUUUUUUAUUUUAAAUGUUUAUAAAAAUCACAGUAAUAAUUUUAUAAUAGAACUAAUCAACACCAAGGACACUGAAAAUACAUUAUCUCAUAAAAUGCAGCCCACCUCCUGAUUCCUGGAAUACAUUAUCUCAUAAAAUGCAGCCCACCUCCUGAUUCCUGGGUUCGUGGUGACAGCCCUAUGAUAAUCACUGCUAUACGUGAUUUGACCCGCGUAAUGAGCUGCCAUGUUUGAUGUUACAGUUCAGUAGAUAUAAGCUGCCAUGUUUGAUGUUACAGUUCAGUAGACAUUAGCCGCCACGUUUGAUGUUACAGUUCAGUAGAUAUAAGCUGCAAUGUUUGAUGUUACAGUUAAGUAGAUAUAAGCUGCCAUGUUUGAUGUUACAGUUCAGUAGAUAUAAGCUGCAAUGUUUGAUGUUACAGUUCAGUAGACAUUAGCCGCCAAAUUUGAUGUUACAGUUCAGUAGAUAUAAGCCGCCAUGUUUGAUGUUACAGUUCAGUAGACAUUAGCCGCCAAGUUUGAUGUUACAGUUCAGUAGAUAUAAGCCGCCAAGUUUGAUGUUACAGUUCAGUAGAUAUAAGCCACCAUGUUUGAUGUUACAGUUUAGUAGACAAGUAGAUAUAAGCCGCCAUGUUUGAUGUUACAGUUCAGUAGACAUUAGCCGCCAUGUUUGAUGUUACAGUUCAGUAGACAUUAGCCGCCAUGUUUGAUGUUACAGUUCAGUAGAUAUAAGCCGCCAUGUUUGAUGUUACAGUUCAGUAGACAUUGGCCGCCAUGUUUGAUGUUACAGUUCAGUAGACAUUAGCCGCCAUGUUUGAUGUUACAGUCCAGUAGAUAUAAGCCCCCAUGUUUGAUGUUACAGUUCAGUAGAUAGGCCGCAAACUCAACUAAUGGCUAACAACGGAUGAGGUUGCCCUACUCAAGUCAAUGACUCUCAACUAAUGGCUAACAACGGAUGAGGUCGCCCUACUCAAGUCAAUGACUCUCAACUAAUGGCUAACAACGGAUGAGGUCGCCCUACUCAAGUCAAUGACUCUCAACUAAUGGCUGACAACCAGUUUGUUGAAACAUGAAAGAUCGCACGACGCCAAAAAAAAAAAAAAGUUACAAAAUCGCAACUAUGGGGGCACAUGUUCCAUUGACUUGGUCCACUUCUCAACCUCCCGCCCCGCCUAGCGAGCACACAACCCCCCCCCCCCCCCGAAGUUGCAUGCUGACCUACGACCUAUGGUGUGACGUUAAUGAGUUGGCAGUUGGCAGUUGGCACUCGUGGCUUGGUUGUAAUGAGGAAAUAUAAAACGUAUGCCCUCUUCACCCUCUCUAGUGCGUUUAGAUAUUAUAUUGACCUAAAGUCCCACAUGCCCCGAAGUCCACCAUAGCCAUAAGAUGCAUGUGUCAUACGAUUUGACCAAGGUUGUGCUCUUUCUUUAAAUCUGACAUCUGCUUCUCUUGUCUUGUUCUUUUGUUUACUUUGACCAGAGGCAUGGUUACUUGUGCAUAUUUUCAAAACUAUUUUUUUUUUUUAUUCGAUCUACUCUACUAGUUGUUGUUUUCGAUCUACCCCACUAGUUGUAUUCGAUCUACCCUACUAGUUGUAUUCGAUCUACCCUACUAGUUGUUUUCGAUCUACCCUACUAGUUGUAUUCGAUCUACCCUACUAGUUGUUGUAUUCGACCACUAGUUCAGCUAUCCAAUACCUUGUACAACAACUUUGUAUAACUUGCAACGUCAUUUCCACCAAUUUUCUUCCAUCAGUUUUAAACUGCAACAUGGGUGUAUGGAUGUGUGUACUUGUGUGUAUGGAUGUGUGUGUGGAUGAAAUUACUUGUGUGUAUGGAUGUGUGUACUUUUGUGUAUGGAUGUGUGUACUUGUAUUAAUAUGUAUACUUCUAUGGAUGUGUGUACUUGUAUGGAUGUAUGUACUUCUAUGGAUUUGUGUACUUGUAUGGAUGUAUGUACUUCUAUGGAUGUGUGUACUUGUAUGGAUGUUUGUAGGCCCAUGUGUAGACAUUUGUAAAUUUUUUUUUGCAAGGCUGCAAUUAUACUCAGUUGUGUGCGAUUCUUUCUGUUGAAGGUGGCCAGGUGGCCUUAUCGGCCAACUUUAAAUGUUUGAUUUUUUUCGUGGGGCAAAAAAAAAAUGGGGGGGGGGGUGUUACAAUAUUUGAGUAUAAUUGAGUGAAAACCCCUCUUACUCAGUCAGCAAAAACUACCCCUGAAACGGGAUCUAUCAAGACCUAUCGCGAUGACAUUUGUAAAUUUUUUUUUGCAAGGCUGCAAUUAUACUCAGUUGUGUGCGAUUCUUUCUGUUGAAAGUGGCCAGGUGGCCUUAUCGGCCAACUUUAAAUGUUUGAUUUUUUUCGUGGGGCAAAAAAAAAAUGGGGGGGGGGGUGUUACAAUAAUUGAGUAUAAUUGAGUGAAAACCCCUCUUACUCAGUCAGCAAAAACUACCCCUGAAACGGGAUCUAUCAAGACCUAUCGCGAAGGGACAUGCCGAUUGCAUUGGGGGGGGGGGGGUAUGCUAUUGUUUGCGUAGUAAGAACAUACAGUUGGUUCCAAUUUUCUUGACCAAAUCUACUUGGUACCCACCCAUCUCUGCCUCUAGUUGUUUGACCAAAUCUACUUGGUACCCACCCAUCUCUGCCUCUAGUUGUUUGACCAAAUCUACUUGGUCUCCACCCAUCUCUGCCUCUAGUUGUUUGACCAAAUCUACUUGGUACCCACCCAUCUCUGCCUCUAGUUGUUUGACCAAAUCUACUUGGUCUCCACCCACCUCUGCCUCUAGUUGUUUGACCAAAUUUACUUGGUCUCCACCCAUCUCUGCCUCUAGUUGUUUGACCAAAUCUACUUGGUCUCCACCCACCUCUGCCUCUAGUUGUUUGACUAAAUUUACUUGGUCUCCACCCACCUCUGCCUCUAGUUGUUUGACCAAAUCUACUUGGUCUCCACCCAUCUCUGCCUCUAGUUGUUUGACUAAAUUUACUUGGUCUCCACCCACCUCUGCCUCUAGUUGUUUGACUAAAUUUACUUGGUCUCCACCCACCUCUGCCUCUAGUUGUUUGACCAAAUCUACUUGGUCUCCACCCAUCUGUCUCUAGUUGUUUGACCAAAUCUACUUGGUCUCCAACCAUCUCUGCCUCUAGCUGUUUGACCACAUCUACUUGGUCUCCACCCAUCUCUGCCUCUAGUUGUUUGACCAAAUCUACUUGGUCUCCACCCAUCUCUACCUCUAACACCCCCCCCCCUCUGUUAAAAUUGACGUAACAUUGACGUCAUAGACUGCCAUUUCGUCAAAGUAAACAUGGCAGUGAUGCAUGGAAGAGUCCUAAGAAAAGCGUUGCUAAGAGUGCAAGUCAGCUGAGCGUCACAGACAAACACCAGGCUCAACGGGGAACGGUCUAAAUGUAGAUACUCUGACGUGGAUGACACCAGGAACGGCUCCUACUUAACUUCUGUUUCCCCUUUCCUGAAAAGAAAAACCAACACAAGCCCUAGGAUUCGUCAAAUGUGUAUAUAUCAUCAGAAUUCGCCAAAUGUCACCAGGAUUCGUCACAUGUCGCCUGGAUUCGUCAAAUGUCGCAUGGAUUCGUCAAAUGUCGCAUGGAUUCGUCAAAUGUCGCAUGGAUUCGUCAAAUGUCACUUGGAUUCGUCAAAUGUCCCUUGGAUUCGUCAAAUGUCACUUGGAUUCGUCAAAUGUCCCUUGGAUUCGUCAAAUGUUACAUGGAUUCGUCAAAUGUCACAUGGAUUCGGCUCUGUCACGUGGCAGACAGUUAUAAAGAUUGCCUAUUCUGCAUGAAUAUUUCUCGACGGCUUUUAAAAUAAUUAAAAUGCAACAUUACCUUUGGCCCAAUCAGUACCACUCUCACCCUGUACAAUCAGUCCCACUAUCACCCUGUACAAUCAGUGCCACUAUCAACCUGCACAAUUAGUGCCACUAUCACCCUGCACAAUCAGUGCCACUAUUACCCAGUACAAUCAGUGCCACUAUCACCCAGUACAAUCAGUGCCACUAUCACCCUGUACAAUCAGUGCCACUAUCACCCAGUACAAUCAGUGCCACUAUCACCCUGUACAAUCAGUGCCACUAUGACCCUGUACAAUCAGUGCCACUAUGACCCUGUACAAUCAGUGCCCCUUUCACCCUGCACAAUCAGUGCCACUUUCAUCCUCCACAAUCAGUGCCACUAUCAACCUGCACAAUCAGUGCCACUAUCACCCUGUACAAUCAGUGCCACUAUCACCCUGCACAAUCAGUGCCACUAUCACCCUGCACAAUCAGUGCCACUAUCACCCUGCACAAUCAGUGCCACUAUUACCCUGCACAAUGAAUGACUAACUUUUUUAUGCACAAAUAAACAGCCCCCCCCCCCCCCUUUCCACCCACAGUGUGCUGAACUGAUCUCACUUGUCAGCCACUCUCACUGAGUGGCCCAUCGAAAACUGUUACACAUCCGCAAUGAGUUUGCCAUCUUGCACAGCCAUCGAUGUGAUCACCCCAUCACGAGUGCAACCAAUGUAAGCACAUGACUGCGCCAGUGUAAGCACAUGACUGCGCCAGUGUAAGCACAUGACUGUGCCAGUGUAAGCACAUGACUGCAACAGUUUAAGCACAUGACUGCACCAGUGUAAGCACAUGACUGCACCAGUGUAAGCACAUGACUGCCACCGUGUAAGCACAUGACUGCACCAGUGUAAGCACAUGACUGCAACUGUGUAAGCACAUGACAUAUUUGUGCACUUCUCCCAACUAUUUAAAACAGACUAAAUAUUCUCUUCUACCAGUGUAUCCAUCAAUCCACCAAAUCUAUCCAUUCAUUUGUCUAUCAAACAUUCGUUAUUUACCGCUGCCUAAAAUGAAAGAUGUCAGAUACAUGACAUCUAGGUCAUGUGUGGAAGGGGGGGAGCGGCUUUUGUUGGACCGUUGGAAAAAAAAAGUGUACCCCCAUCUUUGCCUAAAAAUUUCUACCGAACUAACAUUUUAACACAACUUUCGCUUUUAGCUCUGUCGUUUACACAUCCUAGCUAGUCUAGUGCAACCGACAUUCAACAUGUAUAUGUGAGAGAGAAAUAUGGGGGAAAUAUUAAUAUUACCGUAUUAUGACGACUCUGCGCAUAUCAUUAUGUAUAUGUUACGACUUAAUUUGACUUAAAGUGAUUAUUUGGAUCGUUUUUUUUGUUGUUUUUUUGUUGCUAUUAUAAAGUCAUAGAAUGUUUAUACACAUCGGUGGUGAAACAUUCUUUGUUCAAAGUUUAAAAUAAAAACUCUCGUGCAUGUUGUCAAACGACUCACAACAAACUAAACCCAUCACCCAUCCCGUGCUGUGCCAUUCACAACACAACUAAACCCAUCACCCAUCCCGUGCUGUGCCAUUCACAACACAACUAAACCCAUCACCCAUCCCGUGCUGUGCCAUUCACAACACAACUAAACCCAUCACCCAUCCCGUGCUGUGCCAUUCACAACACAACUAACUGUACUAGCCAUCGCUAGAAAAUCUUCAUCUGCGAUUUCACCAUUUCACCAGGGGUUUUUCACGUCAACCCAGGUAUGAGAAAUCUGACCCAGUUUAUGUAGGGUCGGGGGUCAAGGUUCAACCUUCCACGCUGGCACAGGGAUGAGUCAGUCAAUCUGAUCGGUCAUCAAAUCCGCGGAAAUAACAGACCCACCUUCACAUUUUCAUCUUUUUUUUUUAAUAUAUAGAUGUGAAUAAGAAAUAACAAAAUAAGGACUUGCUUAAGAUAAAAUAAUGCUAAAUAUAUUUUAAGGAAUUAACUAAUAUUAAUUAAAACUUUGUUGAAAGAAAUAAAACUUCGAACUAGGUAUAGUAUAAGUAUAAACUUUGUAUGGAAUGACGUGAUCAAACGAUCCCCUUAAGCGUGCAGCUUUAGAACUAAAUGACACCGUGUUUUAAUGUUUUCACCAAGAAGUGUACGUGUAAUAAUUUAUGAACUAUAAGAUUUUCAUUUUAUAAACCCAUUGCACUUGUAGUUGUUUGUUGUACGUCAAUGUUUAUCAAAGCCUCAGAACCAUUGCUUUAGGUUUUAUUUCGUGGUGGUUUGACGUGGUUCAGUCUCCCUAUUCCAACACGGUUAACUCCCCCUUUCAAACGAGUUUACACUUUUCACUACAUCGUACUGGACAUUUUAAUAGCCAAAGGAAUGAAAAAACAGGAUGGGGAACAAGCAAGGGAAAACAGAAUAGGGGACGUGUGCUAUGAAGAAAUGAAAACAGAAACACUGCCACUACCGAUGGUCUCGUUCAGGGGUCCUCUAACUUUUGAAUCAGGGGCCCGAUGCACCCAUACAACACUGUCCCAUAGACUUUAGUUUGAAAAAAUGCCAUAUAAUUCUUAUGCACAUUACACUUGCCUUAUUUUUAGUGGGGGAAAAAAAACAGUAAAAUACAAUACAAUACCGUAUUUAAAUUGAAGAAAUAUUUUAUUCAACAAGUUGUAGGAUUUCGCUUUGAAGCGUGGGCCUGCCUUUGGCUAGUGGAAAGGGUCAAUGCCCGGUUCUAUAUAUGUCACUGCUACCCGGGUAACCGAACGAUUGCCCCCGGUGGCCUGGAUCUAGCCCGCGGGCCGUAAUUUGAGCACCCCUGGUCUACUUCAUUUCAAGAGCAUCGAUUGAUGUGGAAACAUUUCCGCUUGUGUGUCAUCCUUUAUCAUUCCGCGCGUGCGUGCUGCGGCAAAGUGCUGCCUACUGCCCUCCACAGCAGUGGUUCUCUUGAUUUAGUUUAGCUGGUACCGCCUCGAUUAGUAGAUGCAUUGACUUUGAAAUAGCACUUUAAACAAUAAAAGAAUUGAUGGCGUCAAAUCUUUUAUUAGUAUUAUUAUUUUAAUGUAAAGACAAAAUACCCGGUGACCAAAUCAGGAAUAUAUACCGGUAUAGAAAUUAUGGAUACUAUUAUUACGAAAAUAUUUUUGGUCAAAAUUAGUGCGAUUUCAACAAAAUAGCCUAAGACAAUGAACUCCUAUAGCUAUAGUAAUAUAUUUUUUUUAAAAAAGCCUAUUUAUGACGCUGUUGAAUCUCCUACAAAAAUGUCGAUUAUUAAAAAUCAACAUUUGGUAUCAUCUGAUCAUAAAUUUUAUCACCGCUGGGUCAACACGGUCCUGGUAUGUUAUGGGAUUUCGGCCAAACAGAGAUGAGCAACUGACUAUUGAUAUCUGCUUUGAACUGGAUGUGGCGUUAUCUCCAACAUUCCUCACACUGUUCCGGUGGGCAUUACUGACAGUAUUUGGUGGAGCUCUCCUGGCCGGACUGUGAUGAAAAUCAAGCGAAAUACUCUCGUUUACUAAUAUUUUGUUGCCAGAAUACACACAUAUUUUUAAAAUGUAAAAGUGGGUUUAAGCAUAACCUCAUUACAAAAAAAAAAAAAAACAUAUAUAGUUUAUAAUUUUAUUUUUUAAACAGUUCUAAGGUUUUUAUUUUCACAUUUGUAAUUGUAUUUCUUUCUUUUAUCACGACGAACCAUUAUUAUGACUCUUAUUUGGCCUCGACCUAAGAUCAUCUGGUAAACUUGUUAUUCAUGCAAUCGAUUUCUGCUGUACAUUUGUAAAUUUGAUAUUUCUGUUGUACUUAGCAUUUGGGUAAACUUUAUAUUAUUGUUGCACCUAAAAUUUGGGUAAACUUUAUAUUUCUGUUGCACCUAAAAUUUGGGUACACUUGAUAUUUUGUGGCAAGGAAAUCCGUGUGUGUUUUGUGUGUGUGUGUGUGUGGGGGGGGGGGAGUAAUCAUUCCAUAUUCAUUCUUAAUCUUGAGAACAAUUAAGCUAUUUAUACUUUGUAGCAAUAGACCGUAGAAUUACACUGAAUGUAACAAUAGACUGUAGAACGACACAGAAUUGCACUGAAUUCACCAUACAACACUCAUUCUCCGUCCACAUCUUUAUCCUCUUCCCUAUCUUGAACCGGCCCGAGUGUGGUAAUCUCUUGGUGCCCAAUGAAUAAAGGGACCCCCCCCCCCCCCCCCCCCCCCCCCCCCCCCCCACAUCUUUAUCCUCUUCCCUAUCUUGGACCGGCCCGAGGGUGGUAAUCUCUUGGUGCCCAAUGAAUAAAGAGACCCCCCCCCCCCCACCCUGACCUCGUGCCGGCCGGCAGCAUGGGUCUUAGGCCCGGUCUAGACAGAAGAUCGAUCGAGGCCCGAGGAUGUGCCGGGUGGAACAUGUCAUGGACUAAUAGCAUUACAUUUGUUAGAAUUAGACCAAUACCAUUAUAUUGUUAGAAUCAGACCAAUACCAUUACAUAUGUUAGAAGUAGACCACUACGAUUAGGCCCUACAUAUGUCAAAAGUAGACCAAUACCAUUAUAUAUGUCAGACUUAGACCAAUGCCAUUACACAUGUUAGAAGUAGACCAAUACCAUCGGAAAUGAACUAUGGGAACGUGUCGAGAAAGGUUUACAGAUAAAUACACAAAGUUUUAACAAUGGUAAAUUCUACAUGACACAUAAAGUGGGGUGGGUGGGUGGGGGCGUUGUCAGUGGUGGAUUAAUGAAAUUAAAAUACAGAUGGCAUGGCAUCGCAAAAAAAUAAUAAUAAAUUCUGUUAGUGUUUUAAACUGUAGGGUGGUCUACCAAUUAGUUUUGAACAGUUCAUUAUAACUUGUUUUAAUAUACGGUAAGAAAUUUUGAUUAGUCCAGGAGCUUCUACACUGGAGUGUGUGGGGGGUGGGGGGGGGGGGGGUUGGACGUCACUUGAGUAACCAGGUAUUUUAGCCCCUUGUAAGGCCCUUUAUAAAAUUACUUAAUUAAUUACAUAUAAGAUUUGUUCCACACAUGCCAGUUAGUCAUUUACAUUUGUUCGUUCCCGAACUAUGGUGCAUUCUUAAAUCAACUAUUAGUUUAAACUGAAAAAAAAAGUCAGGACCUACGAGGCUGUCUCAUCUUGUAGGCUUACUGAUGACGCAACUCACACAUCGGUCUACACGAGUGCGCAAAUGUUUUUCAAAAGUCAACAAGCUGGCAACUUAGAGUCGUGAGUAAUGAAAUGACAAUUCUGCUACGGGUCGAAGAUGUCGUCAGCUUCUUAAAUUUUCGAGCGCCCCCCCCCCCCAUUUUUUUUUCUUCAGCUAGGGUUGGGGGGGGGGUGGUUGCAAGGCCUACGCGACGGCUCAUCCAUUGUAUGCACUACAGUGCAGAGGCGUCAUUUCAGGUUUUUUCAAAAUUGGGCCGGGGGGGGGGGGGCAAAACUUGUUCGGCUUGUUAAGUUGUUUAUUACUGAAGGCCCCACUGUGCAUAGCGAUUUAAAUAAAACCUGAAAAUUCAGGGGAGUGCGAGCAAAUGCCCCACCCUGCUCUACCCUAAUUACGUCCCUGCAGCAGUGUAUUCAUUUCUGAAGCAUCUCAUGCUAAAAAUAUUUGUAAAAUGGACCAUUGAUUUUCAGCAUUCUUAUUCACUUGAAAACCCACAUAAAUCUCCCAAUUCUGUAUGAGCUAUUUUUGUUUGUGCUUUGAACAUAUUGAAAAUCCAAAUACUAAUUGGCCCCUCCCCACCCCCAGACGGCUGCAACCGCGAGAGGAAGGCUAAUUAACUGGCUUGCAGCGGCCUUUCGUGGCAACAGCUGUGCGAGUCUUUACUGCAGUGACUCUCGAGUAACUGUGCUUGAGGUCAUCCAAUCCUCCCACAUUCAAGCGUGAAAUUAACCAAAAUAUACUAUAAAAAUUAUAUGUGACGCACAUUGAAAACGAAUGAUUUAAAAAGAGUUCAUGAAACGCAGCCAGUUUGCACUAUAAUUUAGAAUCCGUAAAUCGAUGUGCAUUUUCUUUCUUAGAAUAGUAUGUCAACAGCCGUUACAGUAUAUAAGAUAUAAUGACAUGUGAGUCAUAUCUAUGGUGGGGUUUAUGAUUUUGUUGUGAAAUAUUCGUGACUUUGACCCAUUUAUUUUGGUUUUAGGGAAAAGUAUUUUUUUUUUCCUGCACUUGACACAUACCUGGCUAUAAGUUUUAGUAACAUGAAAUGAUAUGAAAAUUAAAAAAAAAUGUAUUUUCCUUCUUAUUUUGUUUGAGGAUUCAGAAGUGACAAAAGACCAUUUUUUUUCCUUCUCUUUUUUUAUUAUAGAUUGUAAAAUUUUCGGGGUGGGGAUUACAAAAUAAGAAAAGAUUCGAACAUUAACGUAUUUCAGUGUUGAGUGUAGUGUAGCACACAAUUUAAAUUUAACAAUUUUAAGUAAGCUAUUAUAGUCUAUAGUUAUAGUAUAGUAUAGACUAUAACUAUACUAUAGUAUAGUGACUAAGACUAUAGAUAGUUAAGAUAGUCUAUGACUAUACUAUAGACUAGACUGUAGACGUAGAAAGUACAUUAGGGUUACGUGUUUACUAUUAAACUAUUUAAUUUAGUAUUUAUGAGCAUAAUUGAAUUCAGACGAAUUUUGCCUUUUAGACUAAAGUCAAAGACCAUUCUGACAUUGACAAGGCAUUCAAAACGGGCUAUUUUAAAUCGUAUUUGGGGGUGGGAUUCCUAUUGUUUGCCCAUACUUACUAUACUCACACAUUUACAUCACACAGUGUUAAUUUUUUUACAAAGGAAAUGAUAUACUAAUAUUUUGAUAUUUAUAGGGGUAUUCCUUAAACAAAACAAAUAAGCAAGGUAAACCUUCACCCCCACCCCUUUUUAAAGGCAAAGGCCUAUUAAAAAAAAGCAAAAACAAGCCAAUAGCUAAUUACUAAUCAAAAUUUAAAUUGUUUGUUUGUGGCCUAUGCCCCAGACGGGACGACAGGCGAUGAUGAUGAUUUGGGGGGGGGGGGGGGAUUAAUAAGGUUUUACAAAAUUCAUAAAGACCUCUAGAACAACAUAACUAUAUUUAAAAAAAAAAAUCUUAAUUCUUUCAAAUAAAAGUUUGACAAAUUUAUUUAUUUAAUUCUCUGAUAAUAUGAACUUUUUGUUUUGACAGUUCUGGGAGUGCAUAUCUGAUGAGCAUGGCAUUGACCCAACAGGAAACUACCAUGGCGACAGUCCACUUCAGUUGGAGAGGAUCAAUGUCUAUUACACAGAGGCUUCAGGUAAUUAAAUCAAACUGUUGCUAAGUUACCUUUUUUAAUGCAUGUUUUACCAGAACCAGAUGAUGAAAAAUAUUUAGAUAUAAAUCAUAAGUUAUUCCUGUGCUAAACUUCAGCAUCCUAUAAGAGAAUAAAAGUUAACUAUAAGAGGAUAAAUAGUUGACAUGGGCCUCUUUUGCAAAAUGUUAAUGCCAUUCUAGCCAUUUAUCACAACUAUAAUAUUGGAAUGAAACUUUUGGGUCAUAUAUAACAAAUUUAUGUCCUUGAUCAAUGCAACAGGAUCAUUUUAGAUGUUAAUUAUUGAAAUAAGUAAAAUUUAAUGAUUACUUUGUAGAAGUUGUUAAAGAGCUCAACAAAUAAUUGAAAUACACUGCUUUUCUCUCUUUGCUGCAAUCUUAAACAAAUAUAUACAUUUUACAGGUGGUAAAUAUGUUCCCCGAUCAGUUCUUAUUGAUUUGGAGCCUGGGACGAUGGACGCUGUCAGAUCAGGAGCUUUUGGUCAGUUAUUCAGACCUGACAACUUUGUGUUUGGACAGACUGGGGCAGGCAACAACUGGGCCAAAGGUCACUAUACAGAAGGGGCCGAACUUGUAGAUGCUGUCAUGGAUGUCAUUAGAAAAGAAUCUGAAAACUGCGACUUUCUGCAGGGAUUAAAAAAAAAAAAAAAAAAAAAGGGAAAAGCUCAGUUCUAUUCUUUUAUUUAUGCAAGAGCAUUUUGUCAAAUAAUUAUUUAAAAUAUGCUUCAGUUAAUAAAUGAGUAAUAAGGACUAUAUAAUUUAGUGAGUUUUAAAAUUUAGGUAUAUAAAAUCAUAAAUGUGCAAUAAGACGAUAUAAAAGUUAGUAUGACAUUGGUCAAGUCAAUCCAUGUCAGAAUGAAAAAAUCCACACUUUAUUUAGUGGCUGUGAAAUUUAUAAUACCAGUGGUUAAUUUGUACCUAGUGGUUGAAGGAAAUAAGGUUUGUCCCUGAGUGGAUGAAUGAUCAUGAAAUGAAAUUUAAAUGUUGCAUUUGUAUUUAAAAUGUUAAGACAAAAUUUUCUUGAUUUCAGGGUUUUCAACUGGCCCAUUCACUUGGUGGUGGUACUGGAUCAGGGCUGGGCACUUUGCUCAUUAGUAAAAUGAGAGAAGAGUACCCUGAUAGAAUCAUGACCUCUUUCUCUGUUGUUCCUUCACCUAAAGUAAGUCCUUAAAAUAAAAAUUGGACCUAUUGCUAGAACAAUUAGAGUACCAGUAAAAAAUUAACAAUGUUAAAUAUUGAAAGUAAUUGAUAUAUGAAAUAAAUUACAUUAAUUUUUUUUAUAAUGUUACUUAAUGGAUGGGAAAUAUUAUUGAAUUCAAAAGCCAUUUAAAAUUUAUUAUGAGUUAAUUAUUAUUUUGUUGGGGGUCUUCAUCCUCCUCUGUGUAUUACAUUUGUCUUUUUUAAAAAGUGUAUUUCAACAAUAUUUUACUUAGAUAACAUUUGCAAUAAAAUAUUUUGAUUUGCUAGUGUGUUAAAUUGUUUGUGUUGCCGACCGGUAUAUUGUAUAUUUUAAAUAUAAUAUAUUGUAUCAGCUUCAACUUCAAUGGCUUUAAAUUAAAGAGGUUUAUAAGAAGAAGCAUUCAGUUUUUUGUGCAAAUUUCAGUUACCAGUGUACAUAUUUCAUUGUGAUCUCAACAGUGGUCAUUUCAAAAUGGCUUCUUACAUUGCUUAUGGUAGGCCUUUAUGUAGCUUUAUUUUGUGACUGAUCUUUGAAUUUUCCAAAAGAUAAGGUUUCUCUUGUAUUUUUUCUAACAGGUCUCUGAUACAGUUGUAGAGCCCUACAAUGCAACACUGUCAGUCCAUCAGCUGGUAGAAAACACAGAUGAAACCUACUGCAUUGACAACGAGGCUCUUUAUGAUAUCUGCUUCAGAACCUUGAAGCUGUCAACCCCAACCUAUGGUGACCUCAAUCACUUGGUUUCUAUCACCAUGUCAGGGGUGACAACCUCCCUCAGAUUCCCUGGUCAGUUGAAUGCAGAUCUCCGCAAACUUGCUGUAAACAUGGUCCCUUUCCCACGCUUGCACUUUUUCAUGCCUGGGUUUGCACCUCUUACAUCCAGGGGGAGCUCUCAAUAUCGAGCCCUCACCGUUCCAGAGCUGACUCAGCAAAUGUUUGAUGCAAAGAACAUGAUGGCCGCAUGUGAUCCAAGACACGGCCGCUACCUUACUGUGGCUGCAAUGUUCAGAGGUCGCAUGUCCAUGAAAGAAGUUGAUGAGCAGAUGCUGAAUGUUCAAAACAAAAACUCAUCCUACUUUGUGGAAUGGAUUCCCAACAACAUCAAAACUGCUGUUUGUGACAUUGCACCAAGAGGCUUGAAAAUGUCUGCAACUUUCAUUGGAAACAACACUGCAAUUCAAGAGCUUUUUAAGCGCAUCUCUGAGCAGUUCACAGGUUUGCUUUUUAAUUAUGUUUUUAAAGGGAAAAAGUACUUGAAACUUUUGGAGAAAAAUAUGUAUUCAAAACUUAAGCAAUGUCUUACGUCACCAAGAGGCCUUGACCAAUAAGCCUUGACUUCAACGGUGUAGAAAAUAGUAUUUGAUGGGUAAAUAAAAUCUUACUUUGUCAUUGAAAUGUAACAAUCAACAAGAUGGCUUUUUACUUGUGAUAUACAGAUGAAUCAUGGAAACACUAUUUAUCUAUAUAGCAAGACUAAUCAAUAAGCCUGAACCUACCAAGUCAGGCUAAUAGUAAAACCAUAAACACAAAAGAAUAUUUUUAAAAAGAAUUACAUUUUUUAGUUUGAUUCUUUUAAACUUAGGUAUAAAAAAGUGCAAUGUGCUUUAAUUUCAAAUAUUAAGUAAGUUUAAAGAAUAAAAACGAACAAAAAUAUAAUAGUGUGCACAAAAAUAAAAAUGCUAAAGAAAAUAAAAGAGGUAUAAAUUGAGUACCAUUUCUAUUCUAUACUCAGCCAUGUUCCGUCGUAAGGCUUUCCUCCACUGGUACACCGGCGAGGGAAUGGAUGAGAUGGAGUUCACAGAGGCAGAGUCCAACAUGAACGAUCUUGUUUCUGAGUACCAACAGUACCAAGAAGCUACUAUCGAUGAGGAUGUAGAGGUUGAAGAGGGAGCUGAUGAAGAUGCUGGAGAUCUGUAGAAAUUGGAGCAGCUCUUUACGAUCAGUUGUUACCACUAAAAAUUCAUUUCCAUAAUCUGGACAUUUCAGUCGUCAAAUUUUACCCUUCUUUUUGGUUUGUUAAAUUGAGACCACCCACUUACUGACACAGUGUGUCAACCAGAAACAUGUUCUUGUUGAAGGAACUCCACUUGGAGAUUCCAGCUUGCCAAAUGUAAUCAAUGUUAAAAUCUGUUAUGUUUGUUUUUGUUUCAUGCUAUGUAUCUUUAAUAAAUUUGUAUUAAAAAAAUCCACCAAAGUUUGGUAUUUACAGAGCAAAAAACCUAUAUCAAUAUUACAAUAUUUUGGUGUGUGGUUAGUUACCUUCAAUCAUAUUUUGCAUUUUUUUUCUCUUUUUUGUGGGGGGUGGGGUAGAUCAAUAAUUUGCUUAACCGACUUUCCAAAGCAUUUAAUAAAACUGAUGUUAAUUUAAUAUUAUGUAUAUUGCAUGACCUACUGUUAAACAUGCUCAAAAUCGGGUACUUACUUUUGGGAGCUUUCAUUUACGCUCAAUAAAUUUCUGUGCUGCAUAACCAUACUCU